Molecule: messenger RNA, 3504 nt
Organism: Penicillium longicatenatum
Lineage: Eukaryota; Fungi; Ascomycota; Eurotiomycetes; Eurotiales; Aspergillaceae
Product: hybrid sensor histidine kinase/response regulator
Exons: 6
Coding region: 1-3504 (1167 amino acids)
Biological process (GO): phosphorylation; phosphorelay signal transduction system
Molecular function (GO): protein binding; phosphorelay sensor kinase activity
Source: RefSeq, a predicted model, not a curated record
AUGGCAAUAGACGCUGGAUCAGCAUGCCCGCGGGAAUCCAGAUGUGACUCGGAGCAAGACAGAAUCCGGGAUUUAGCGAGAUACUAUUGUACAUUUGAGCAAGAUCCACAAUCAACCAGCAGCCCUCGUCUCUCGCCCGACUCUACACUCACUGCACUCACGCAACUCGGAGUCUAUCGUUUUGGCUGCAAUCGAUCGUUUGUUUCUAUCAUUGACGGUGAACAACAACAUCUCAUCGCAGAAGCAACCGCCUCGGUGUCUUUGCGCAAUGCAGAUCAUCAUCUCCCAGAGGAUGGUAUAUACCUGGGCGUUCGGACGCUAGAUCUGGAAUGGGGUGUAUGCCCCCAUGCCAUACGUCUCUUCACAGGGCAGGACCCCUCACGAGUGACGGACACGGAAAAUAUAACUGCGAAUCGAACUCGAAACAUUAUUCGCGACUUUACCAUUGAGGAUUUUUACAAGGCCAGACCCUACGUCCUUGAGUGGCCAUACUUCCGUUUCUACGCCGAGGUUCCCUUAUAUAGCCCCUCUGGAUAUGUGCUUGGCUCAUACUGCGUGGUGGACAACAAAACGCGCACACAUUUUGGAGAUGAGGAAGUUGCUGCUCUUCAGGAGAUCGCAGAUGCCAUCUCCCAGCAUCUUGAGAAUGUUCGGGUCGCCCAUUACCACAACCGGGCCGACAACCUGGUGAAAGGAUUGACUAAUUUUGUCAAAGGCCAUGCGCAGUCUGACCUCCCGGAUCAUCUCAACCAACUUGCCGCUCCGGAAACGCUAAGUUUCCAUAACCUGAACUUUACAAGUAACGCUAUCAUUUCAAACUGUCCAGACACAUCGACUCAAAGUAAAUUUUCCAACAAUAAGUCAACAAUUGAUCGAUCGUCUUUGGCGACCAAAGAGGAGGGGACAUUUUCCCUUUUCUCAGAAACCAAAGAUUCAGAAAUGACACGGCCUUCGACCCAGCCCUCAUCACUUGAUCCGGCCUCACCGCAGUCCGCAGAAUUGUUAGGCCCUAACGAAUAUUUUGGCUCUGAGGACGCGCUGGAUGAUGUACCCAUUGCAGAACGUGUGGCUGCAAUAUUUUCUCGCGCCAGUGACCUGCUUAGAGGCUCGAUGGAUCUGGACGGCGUAGCAUUUCUCGAUGCACGUCAAGGGGAUUCAAAAUUCGACCUUGGCGAUGAUUUUGUGAAUGUGGAUUCUCCCGAUUUGGGGGACUCUGAGCCUAUAAACAGUCCACAACCUUGGCUACUUGACCACUCCGCCAAGAAGAUUCUCGAUACCAAAGAGAGAUUGUGUCGCCCUUUGGACUGCUUGACCACUGACUCUCCCAGUUCAAGGUCUGAUCUCACCCUUUCGGAAGAUUUUCUGCGUACAUUGAUACAAAAUUUCCCGAGCGGUCACAUUUUUGACCUCGACAAGGAAUCCUGCGAGUCGGAUACCAUUCAGCACAAGGUCUCUCGCCACCUUGCACAGCAGCUACCAGAAGCAAAGUCAAUCCUCUUCAUCCCGUUGUGGGAUUGGAACAAAUCGCAUUGGCUAGCAGGGACGCUAGUCUGGACACAGGAAACCAGCCGCCCUCUUGGUAUGGAGGAACUCCAUUAUUUCAAAGUUUUCGGUGACUCUAUCAUUUCUGAAGUGUCUCGGGUGCAUUGGACAGCGACCGAGAGAUCAAAAUUUGAUUUUGUAUCAUCCAUCAACCAUGAACUUCGCUCUCCAUUGCAUGGUAUACUUGGAAGUACCGAGCUGCUACAAACAAUGCACCUGGAGCCCUCCCAGCAUGAGAUGGUUAAGAUGAUAGACACUUCGGGCCUGGCCUUGCUAGACACUAUAGAUCACCUAUUGGAGUACUGCGGGAUCAACGAUUUGGCGACAGGAAAAAAAUCGGUCGAUAGCAGGGUUGAAAACAACACAGCCAUUCAAUGUUCCGAAUUCGAUCUGGCCGCAUUAGUCGAAGAAGUGGCCACUUUAUUUUGCAAUGAAAAACAAUCGCGGAUUGUCAACAGCCUCAAGGAUAGGUCAAUCGCAGCUGGAUCCGGAACCGAUGCGGAGAACCAACUCAAUAGCAGCAACAAUGAAGUUUCCGUGGUCAUAAGGGUUGAGCAGUCAGAUACCUGGACUGUGCGAUCAGCCUCCGGUGCAUGGAGAGGCAUUAUGCUUAAUCUUAUCGGUAACGCAAUGAAAUGGACUAAGGAAGGCUUAAUAGAGGUCACAUUGUCUGGGAAGACAUUGGAAACAGACAAAGAUUGUUCUCUUGCCCACCUGUGUGUCAAGGAUACUGGCAGUGGAAUCUCACGGGAAUACCUGAAGAACCAGCUAUUUUCUCCAUUCGCGAAAGAAGACUCCCUUUCGCCAGGAGUUGGCCUUGGCCUCAGCAUCGUGCGGAAGUUUGUUAAGUCCCUAGACGGUGAAAUUGACGUCAGAAGCGAGCAGGGUGCAGGCACCCAAGUUGACAUCUACAUACCCGUGAAACACAACAUAACACCCCAUUCUGCUGGAGCAGCAAAUGUUUCAUCACUUCCAAAACCGGCAACUCCACCAACCCCGGUCCGGGCAUGCCUUAUUGGAUUACACGGCCAACCGAACUUGAAUGAGAUACCGACUGGGAUUCUAACCGUCGAUGCGAAACGGAAACUAUCCAUUCAGAAUGCCCUUUUCGAUGUGUAUAUGACAAAAUUAGGGUGGGACCUAUCAUCGGCGAAAUCCCCCCUUCAGGAGCAUGGUGAUGUUGCGAUUAUCGAAGGAGCAGAUCUCUAUCAAAUGUUGUCUGAGGGACUCUUGUCGGCUUCGGAAAGCGAUAGUGUCUCGAAGUUUUUCAUCGUUCUGGAUGGAAAGACAUCGCCUGCAAUAGAUGACCUACCUGCAAAUUUCAUCCGCGUGUCGCAGCCAUUUGGACCCAAGUCUCUCCAUGAUGCCGCGGAAAGAUUUAUGAAGAUCUUCAAUAUGCGACUUCCACCAGCCGACGUGAAUCUUGCUCUGAUGUCCCCACCCAUAAUACAACAAAGCUUUGGAUGUGAACUCGCGACCACUAAUCUUGCCGAUCAGCCCAUUAUUGUUCCCCUGAUCGAGGAUCAAUCGAAAUCCCUAAAGGUCCUCAUUGUGGACGACAAUCCCAUCAAUCUCAAGAUCAUGUCCACAUUCAUCCGAAAAAUUGGAUGCCGCUACGAGACAGCUCUCAAUGGAUUAAUAGCUCUCGAAAAGUAUGAGAGUGCCGACCAACCAUACGAUUUUGUUUUGAUGGGUAAGCUUCAGAUAUCAAUUUGGGCCUCUUUCACUACGGUCGGUUUACUAAUACGAGCAGACAUAUCGAUGCCUGUGAUGGAUGGAUUGGAGGCAACCACAAGGAUACGCGAACACGAAAGGGAGAAAGGCCUCCAGUCAUCGUGGAUCAUCGCGAUUACGGCUGUUGCUUCAAAUGAUAUACAAGAAGCUGCGCUCAAAGCUGGGGUCAAUGAUUACCUCAUCAAACCGCUAUCUCUUGAUAAACUCCGCGAACUAAUACACGCAUGA